Molecule: messenger RNA, 3081 nt
Organism: Anolis sagrei ordinatus
Lineage: Eukaryota; Metazoa; Chordata; Lepidosauria; Squamata; Anolidae
Product: protein bicaudal D homolog 2-like
Molecular function (GO): cytoskeletal adaptor activity; dynein complex binding
Source: RefSeq, a predicted model, not a curated record
GGAACUGAGCAGUGCUUAUAAAAGGGGAGGGGGAAGGCGCGAGGAGGGUGAAGCGCGCGCUGGCGGCUGUGCCUGGCGCGGCCUGUCUCCCGAGUUUAGCGUCAGACGCCGGCGGAGUGAACUUUCAGGAAUGUUGGUUUAAAAAGAAUGCAAUUUAGGACCCCGCCCGAGCCAAAAAACCGUGGCGCCUGUAGCCGGAAACCUAAGAAUUGACCCUGCGUUCACUUUCGCAGAACUUUCUGUCCUGUUCAAUGAGCUGCUGCCAUUGGAGAAGUCUGACCACGCCCCUUUCCUGAAAGGCAAGUCUACUAUAGCAGUCUUGACCAGGGACAGUAUGCCAGCAGCCACCAUGGCCCAGGAUCCAGUGAAGCUGCAAGCAGAGGUGGAGCGGCUGGUGGCUGAGCUUCAAGAGGCAACACAAGAAAAGGUACAGGCGGCACAAUAUGGACUGGCAGUAUUGGAAGAGAAUGGCGAGCUCAAGCAGCGUUGUGGAGAGCUGGAAAGUCAGCUGGAGGUGCUGCGCACAGAGCUAUUGCACAUGAAGGAGGCUCUGGCAGAGUCACAUAGCAAUCACAAACGGGCAGCCGCUGAUGGGGAGAGUCGAGAGGAAUGUCUGCUCCGAGAGACAGCUUUCAAAGAGGCCCGCUUGACUGAAACUAUUGAGGAACUCCAGGGGGAUGUGAAACACCUAAGGUCCCAGCUUGAUACAACAGGAACGGAAAAUGAGCGCUUCGUUGUGACUUUGCGAGACUUGAGAAAGGAAUGCCAGAACUUGGAGUCAGAGAAGGCCCAGUUGCGGGAAGAGAUGAAACAAUCCAAAACCAGGGAACUUCGUCAACUGCAGGACUGUGCUGAGCUUGAGGAAGAGAACAUUUCCCUGCAGAAGCAGGUCUCGGCACUCAGGGGCAGUCAGGUGGAGUUUGAAGGUGUCAAGCGCGCAUUGAGCUGCCGAGAGGAAGAACUGGUGUUGGCUGGGACCCAGCUGCUGGAAUUGGGUCGUCUCAGGGACCUGGCAGAGCAUCAGCUUCAGGAGGCACUAGAGGCUCUGCAGGCGGAGCGGGAGCAGAAGCAGGAGCUGCGGCGGGAGCUUGCCAUCUAUGCAGGAGGACGUCGUGACUCACUAACCAGCUUGCAGGCCAACCUGGAGGAGCUCAACCACAGUCAUGUGGAGUGUGAAGAGCAAGACAGUGGCUUUGCCAAUGGCAGCAGUGUAGGGGGCAUGGCUUCCACACCCCAAAGCAUCCGGCCUGCUCCUGGUCUUGUGGCCGACCUCUUUAGUGAACUUAGCUUGGCGGAAAUUCACAAAUUGCAGCAGCAGUUGUUACAGGCAGAAAAUGAGAAGGCCUCACUAGCUUCAGACCUGCAGGACCUCAAGAAGGAGCUGGCCAACACCAAGGAGACUUUGGCCCAUCAGCACCUGGACCAGAGCCAUGAGGUCCAGUCUCUGAAUACUGGUCCUCAUGAUGGUGGAGGGAUCAGCAUGUCCCUCAGUGAGAUGGAGCAGUGCCAUGAGGAGCUGGAGAAGGCCCAAUUGGCGGUCCGGCAGGAGAGGGCAGCAGCCAUCCAACUGGAAACAGAGUUGCGAGUGGCCAGAAGGAUGACUCGAGAGUGCCAGUCGCGGUUGGCUCAGGCUCAGGAGGAGCUCCUGGGUUUCUCUGAGGAAAUGGCUACACUGUACCAUCAUGUCUGUGCCUGCCAUAGCAUAACCCCUCGUCGUGUGGUGUUGGACUAUUACCGGGAGGGCCGCGGAGCUUGGAAUUUGUGUAGGAGGAGGUCAUCCAGAAAGUCUCUGUUAACGGAAAUGGAGACAAGUAGCAGCGGGGACCAGUCACCUGCUAGCAGCAGCAGCCCUGGUUCCCCCUGCGGGUUGGAGCCUCUCAAUGUGGCCAACCUGACAGUGGUGCUACGAGAGCAGCUGGGGCACCUGCAGGUGGCAUUGUCCCUGGCUCACCAGCAGAGCCCCAUGGGCCAUAGGGCUGAGCUGGAGCGUGACAAGGAGGUCCUGGUGGAGGAGGUGCUGAAGCUGAAGUCAUUGCUGAGUACCAAGCGUGAACAGAUUGCCACCCUGCGCACAGUGCUCAAAGCCAACAAACAGACGGCGGAGGCUGCCAUCUCCAAUCUCAAAGGCCAAUAUGAAGGCGAGAAGAUUUUGGUGUCGGAGACUAUGGUCAAGUUGCGUCAUGAGCUCAAAGCGCUAAAGGAGGAUGCUGCUACUUUCUGUUCCUUACGUGCCAUGUUUGCCAGCAGGUGUGAUCAGUAUGUGAGCCAGCUAGAUGAAAUGCAGCGGCAGCUAGCAGCUGCCGAGGAUGAGAAGAAGACUCUGAGCUCUCUAUUGCGCAUGGCCAUCCAGCAGAAACUAGCACUCACGCAGCGGCUGGAAUCCCUUGAGAGUCCGAUGGAAGGAUCCCGAAUCAGUCGAAGGGCUCUCAGACCAGCCAAGGGCAGUGCGAGAUGAGAUGGCUGCAUCCACUGCGGGAUUUCCUUGCAAUUGUGAUGUGAUCCAUUGUGCCGAAAGAACACUGAAGAACAGGGGGAAUGCAGCACCUGAAUAUCACAACCAGUGAAUCUGGAUCCCUUGUAUUAGGAGAGAGGCCGUAGCCAAAGCUCAAUUCCUUCCCUGCUGUGCCUUAAGAUUUGUUUCCACUUCUCUCUGUGUGUGCGCGCUCUGAUUUGCCUCUGGUGCUGUGUUUUCUAAGCACCUCUAAUGCUGUGCCUUUUGUUAGUUCUAAUGUUAGUGGUGCAGAUAACUAGGAUCUACUACUUUCUUUGUUUCUAUCCGUUGAAAGAAGUUGGGUGAUCCUGCCUUCCCCAACCCCUAGUUUCCUGGACCUGUUGCACUCAUUCAGGCCAACUCUUCUCUGCCUUCCUCUCAUCCUCCCCCCACCCUUGUCCCCACUUCUGAUUUUGCACACAGUGGAUAACUAACCUCAGGCUUCAAAGGUUGAGAGAAGAAGAAAAACUAGCUCCAUAUGAUUGUGUGGUGUCUUGUGAGAUAUGUAAUGAAAAAAAGCAAUUUUGAUUGUUGCCUGGGGCUAGGUAGUCCCUGGUUAUUUGAAACAAAUAAAUAAUGGCUUUCCUGAA